UUCUUUGUAAAAUACACACAAAUCACUGUCGAUCUGAUUUCGAAACAGUGUUACUACCAUAGUAUGAAAGACACCGUUUUACGAAUGGUCAGAACAUUCAUGCCUGCACACGACAAUCAACACCAAAACCAACAUUUAUUAAGCAUACCCUGAAUUAUGAAAUAAUCUAUUCCCCUUCGGAAUUAUUUAUCAAUGUCGAAAAUUGUGGGUAGGCACCGGUAAGGUAAAUCUGUUUUCCUGUAUGUCGCCUUAAACUAGAGUUAGUGGUUGUAUUUAAAAACCGUUGAGGUUAUACCAUGAGUAAUUAUUCUUAUAUCACUUAUGAAUUCUUAUGAUUAUCUAUAUAAGUAUAUUGAUCGCUCUAAACGAUCAUAUCUCUGAUAUGAGAACUGGAAUCUAAAUAUAUAAUUAAUUUUGUCCCAACUUAUGCCAUUAUUGUCUGAAUGAUAUAUAUAAAAUUCUACACUGUUGUUAAUUUAUGCCGAGAAACCAAAUGACAUCAGAAUUAAAGAAUAAUUUUUGACUUUCAACAAAUCAUCAUAUAUCCAUUAUCUUUCAAAGACUAAAGGAAGUUAUUUACACCAAAGAGAUAUAACCUUGUUCAUGUAGAAUUAUGAUAGAAUUACUUUAAAAUAUUUGAUCAAACACAGAGAUAAUGAGCAAUAUUUCCGUUCAUUAAUGUUUGGAUGAUCCUGCAUUCUAAUUAUACAAGGACUACGAAAGGAUAUGCAAGUUCUUCAUACAUUGAAUGACUUUAGAAUUGAUGAUACAUAGUUGAAUUUAUAUUUGUUUGACUAACAAAGAAAAGCCUGUAUAUUGUGAGAAAUUAUGGAAAACAAAUUGGGUGAGGACGGUGCUAAACGUAAGACACAGUCUAAAAAGAUUGACUAUACAGAGGAGAUGUCAAAAGAUGCAGGUAAAGUAUUAUACUACUGUGAUAUCUGUAAAAAGUGCUUCUCUCGAAAACGUACCCUCACUACUCAUAAACGUACACAUACAGGAGAGAAACCAUAUCAUUGUGAUAUUUGUGGUAAGUCAUUCUCUCAAAAUCAUGACUUAACUAAACACAAACGCAUCCAUACAGGAGAGAAACAAUAUCGCUGUGAUAUCUGUGGCAAAUCAUUCUCUCGAAAUGAUCACUUAAAUAUACACAAACAUACUCAUACAGGAGAGAAACCAUAUCAUUGUGAUAUUUGUGGUAAAUCAUUUUCUCGAAAUGAUCACUUGGCUACUCACAAAAACAUUCAUACAGGAGAGAAACCUUAUCACUGUAAUAUCUGUGGUAAAUCAUUCUCUGAAGGAAGUACCUUAAUUAAACACAAACGUAUUCAUACAGGAGAAAAACCAUAUCGCUGCGAUAUCUGUGGUAAAUCAUUUUCUGAUGGAAGUACAUUAACUAAGCACAUACGCAUUCACACAGGAGAGAAGCCACAUGACUGUGAUAUCUGUGGAAAAUCAUUCUCACAAAUAGGUAAUUUAACUAAACACAAACUCAUUCAUACAGGAGAGAAACCCUAUCAAUGUGAUAUUUGUAAUAAAUGUUUUUCUCGAAACAAUGAUUUAAUUAAGCACAAAGGCAUUCAUGACAGGAAACCCACUUAACUGUGAUGUCUGUGAUAAAUCAUUUCUAUGGACUCCUUUGAUUACUAUUUUAUUCUGGUGGACCCCCAUAGCAAUUCGAUGUUUAAAAACUUGUUUUAUAGAAACGUCUUUCAAGUAUCCUGUUUUGUUUUUUAUGCAUUAACUUGUGUAGGCUGAACUAUGUAAAACACCAGAGAAAGAAACCUAACUGCUUCUUGUAAUAAAUACAUCUAAAGCAAAAUUUUAUCAUGGACCCUUAAUGAACUACUGUGAAUCCCUAAUUUGCUAUUUUGCUUGUGUUGACCCCCAGAAGUCUUACUUGGACCCUGGUUGAGCAGCAUUGCUCUGAACAGACAAUUAACUAUGUUUAUCUCCAUACGUAUAGAAGAGUGAUUCUAUCAAUGUCAAAAGGCUUCUGUGAAAGAAAUGUUUUAUGUAACAAUAAACAUAUUGAAACAAGGAUGAAAGUACAACCUUCUAACAUGAUAUCUUUGAUCUUCUUAUCUUUUACUUGUUUCACUCAUUAGACUGCGACCAUGCUGGGGCACCACCUUGGAGAAUUUUUAGUCAAAAGAAUUGACCCCAGUACUUUUUUCUCUCCAAGUCUGGUGCUUAUUCUGUCAGUUUGUUUUACCAAACUGCUAAGUUAUGGGGAGUUAAACACACCAGUACCAGUUUUCAGGCAGUGGUGGGGGACAAACAGACACAAAGACACACACACACACACACACACACGCACACACACACACACAUAUGUGAUGGGCCUCUUUCAGUUUCUGUCUACCAAAUCCACUCACAAGGCUUUGGUCGACUUGAGUCUAUAGCAGAAGAUACUUGUCCAAGGUGCCACACAGUGAGACUGAACCUGGAACCAAGUGAUUAGGAAGCAAGCAUCUUACCACACACCCAUGCCUGCACCUGAUAUGUUAUAUCCUAUAACAUCCAUUUUUCAUGCUGGUAUGGGUUGGACGGUUUGACCAGAGUUGACAAGCUGGAGAGCUGCCCCAGGUUCGAGUUUGAUUUGGUUUGAUUUCUACAUCUGGAUGCCCUUCCUAAUGUCAACCACUUUAUAGUGUAUGCUGGGUGCUUUUAUCAUGGCACUGGCACAAGCACUUUUACAUGGUGCUAGCACAUGUGGUUUUUUUUAUGAGGUACCAGCCCACUUGCUGGCCAGUCCUCUUCAGGAGAUGCAGUCUUAACACUUCUGCUGUGGAGGAUGGGUCUUCUUGAGUACAGCAAGGCACCAGGUAUCUUGAUCCUUUGCCAUCUCAUCUGAAAGGUUCAGCAUCCUUAGGUUUCCUUCAGUACAUCACCCCAUGUCUUCCUGGGUCUCUCUCUUCCAUGAGUUCCAUCCACUUUGAAAGAUUGGCACUUCUUUAUGGAGCUGUCGGCAUCCAUCCACAUCACGUGAGCAAACCAGCGCUUUCUUCUGUCUUGCACUCUGCAUUUAAUUUCACUUUUGCUAUUUUUAGUUCACUUAUUUUUCCAGAUAGAAGAAAAAGUACUACUGAUUUAUAUGACAUUUUGAUGAAAUUUCUGAGAAAUUUAUUACCAUAUAGCAGUGAUAAUAUUACUGUUCAGUCAUUAUAUUAUAAAUAAUAUGGAGAGACAACAGGGUGAUGCUGUUAGAUGGAGAGAUUAAGAAGGUAAAGGAAAAGGUGAAAUACUGUAAAUGAAUAGAUUAAGGGAAGUUAAAAGAAAGAAGUUAAAAUCAAGUUAGAACAGUACAAGAAAAGGUGAAAAAUAAUUUUUAUAGAAAUUUUGUUUUUAGAAAUGUUUAGAAAUUUUUUUUCUUAAGAAGGAUCAAAAAACCACUUAAAGAAAAAUUUUCUAAAGCUUAAUGAACUUCACAAACUUCAAAAAAGACUUAAGGAAAAUGUUUCUAGACAAUCCAUAAAAAUACACAAAUCAUCAUCAUCAUUUAACAUCUGUUUUCCCUGCUGGCAUGGGUUGGAUGGUUUGACAAAGCUGAACAAUUGAAGGGCUGUUCAGGUUCCAUGUCCUUCUGGUAUGGUUUCUAUGGCUGGAUGCCCUUCCUAACACCAACCACUUUAUAUACCUUUUCUCUUUGGAAAGGUGAUACUUUCAGAAUGAAAUUGAAAUAUGUUUCAUAACUUUGUUGUUCAAUUUGACCAUCUGGCUGGAUGGUGUACUGACUAUUUUUUCAGCUGGACAUUAAUUUGCUGUUGUAGUCCUGUACAAAAUGAACAUAGUCUGCUGUUUGGAAUGAUAUUUGCUUGUGCUGCAGUAACAAGUUUGAAGUCAAUGCUCUGUUUAUCUUCUACUAUGACGGCUUGUGUCCUGUCAAAUAUUACUGCAUUUAUUUCCAGUGUGUGCCAGUACCACCUGUCUGGCCUUCGUGUGGGUGACAAGUAAAAGCACCCACUACACUCUCUGAGUGGUUGGCGUUAGGAAGGGCAUCCAGCUGUAGAAACUCUGCCAAAUCAGAUUGGAGGCUAGUGUUGCCAUCCGGUUUCACCAGUCCUCAGUCAAAUCGUCCAACCCAUGCUAGCAUGGAAAGCAGACGUUAAAUGAUGAUGAUGAUGAUGAUGAUGAAGGAUUGUUUUCCUAUAUACAUAUUCCUGACAUCUCCUGUGAUUGUUUAGAGUGGCACACAUUGGCAAAAUGAUUCGGUGUCUGCAUUUUAUGCAUAUUUUCCGUAGGCAUAGCAUUAUUUUAGGUGGGUGAAUGCAACUCAUUUUCCACACGAAUGGAUGCAGCUAUUUCUUAGGCUUUUUCUUUGAGCUUUUAAUGAUGUGCUUUUAAACUGUCCUGGCUUGUUUUAUCUUGUUUGUUGAUAUUUGUUUUGUAUCCCAGCUGACGCUAAAGAUUCUUCCAUGAUGCUUUUUACUGGUGUAGCACUUAUAUUAACUCUACAUUUAUCUACUGCUUUUUUUUUUUUAACAUUAAUUCUGCACCCUGAAGCAGUAGCUUUUGAAUAUCUUUGUU
Molecule: messenger RNA, 4530 nt
Organism: Octopus bimaculoides (California two-spot octopus)
Lineage: Eukaryota; Metazoa; Mollusca; Cephalopoda; Octopoda; Octopodidae
Biological process (GO): regulation of transcription by RNA polymerase II
Cellular component (GO): transcription regulator complex; PcG protein complex; chromatin
Molecular function (GO): RNA polymerase II cis-regulatory region sequence-specific DNA binding; DNA-binding transcription factor activity, RNA polymerase II-specific
Source: RefSeq, a predicted model, not a curated record